CUGGCUCAGCGGCCGGCCCCACCCACUCGCGCGUUUUAAGUCAAAGUGGAGGUUGCAAUUUCCAUUUGCCUUUUCGGUUCCACACACAGAUUGCUCAUUUGGCCUCCUUAAAAACAGAGCCAUGCAGCUGGGGGAGCUGUUGCGAUCUGGCCAUGGCUGCAGUGCGGGUCCUGGUGCUGGUGAUCGCGGGGCUGGGCUUGGCCAGGGCAGGUCCCGUCCCCACUUCUAAGCCUGCCACCACCCAGAGGAGCUGCGAUAUCGGCAGGUUCAAAUCUCUGUCUCCGAGUGAGCUGGAGGCCUUCAAGAAGGCCAAAGAUGCCUUGGAAAACUCGCUGGAGAACUGGACCUGCCGUUCCCCUGUCUUCCCCACAACCUGGGACCUGCGACAGCUGCAGGUGUGGGAGCGCCCCGUGGCCUUGGAGGCCGAGCUAGCUCUGACACUGAAGAUCCUGGCGAUGGUGGCUGACUCGUCCCUGGCGGACAUCCUGGACCGGCCGCUUCACACGCUGCGUCACAUCCACUCUGAACUCCAAGCCUGUGUCCCUGCUCGGCCCACAGCGGGUCCCAGGCCCCGGGGCCGCCUCCACCAGUGGCUGCGCCAGCUCCACGAGGUCCAGAAGAAGGAGUCCUGGGGCUGCCUCGAGGCCUCUGUCACAUUCAACCUCUUCCGCCUCCUCACACGGGACCUGAAUUGUGUCGCCAGCGGAGACCUGUGCCUCUGAGAACCUGGACCCACCCCCAGCCUGUCUGGGACCCCAGACCUUAUUUAUGCACUAAGCCCCACGCCCACCUUAAGUUAUUUCCUCUCACCCCUUAUUUAUGGAGCUGCAGUCCUGGCUCAGACCCCAAAGAAAUGGGUUUUUCCUACUUUUAUACAAUAUGCACAAAUAAAC
This is a messenger RNA of Equus caballus (horse), 893 nucleotides long. It is a transcript of the gene IL28B, whose product is annotated as interferon lambda-1. Gene Ontology annotation, biological process: innate immune response; cell surface receptor signaling pathway via JAK-STAT; positive regulation of immune response. NCBI's taxonomy places the organism in Eukaryota, Metazoa, Chordata, Mammalia, Perissodactyla, Equidae. Gene Ontology annotation, molecular function: cytokine activity. The record is from RefSeq and is a predicted model, not a curated record.